Molecule: messenger RNA, 2793 nt
Organism: Trifolium pratense (red clover)
Lineage: Eukaryota; Viridiplantae; Streptophyta; Magnoliopsida; Fabales; Fabaceae
Product: receptor like protein 22-like
Exons: 1
Coding region: 158-2566 (802 amino acids)
Molecular function (GO): protein binding
Source: RefSeq, a predicted model, not a curated record
UUAAUUGCACACUUAUUAAUCAAGAUAUUCAUCCUUUUCCACUAUUGUUCAACGAAACUUCUCUUACCCUUAACCACACGGGGCAAAGUGUGUGUGUGUGUUUGAAACUAUAUAUAAUACAUUAGUUUCACAUAAUGUAAUUUCAUUAGAAAGAGCAAUGAAAAUAACACUAGUUUUAUUCCUUCUAUGCUACUACUACUUCAUAUAUAUCACUCAUGCCUCUCCCGAUAGUCUUUGUCCUGUGGAUCAACAAAAUUGUGUUUGUCUUGAGGAUCAACAAUCUUUGUUGCUCCAAUUCAAGAACAAUCUCACAUUUGAACCUGUAAAUUCAAGACUAUUGGAUUGGAAUAAUAGCACUAAUUGUUGUGAUUGGAGUGGUGUUCGAUGCGACUACGAGGGGCAUGUUAUUAUACUAAACCUUUUUGAUGCAGGACUCAUCUCUGGUGGAUUUAACAAUUCAAGUAGUCUUUUUAGUCUCCAACAUCUCCAGAUACUGGACUUGUCGUAUAACAAUUUCAAUUCUUCCUUUCCAUCAGGAUUCACCAAGCUGGAGAAGUUAACAGCAUUAGGUCUUUCUAACUGUCAUUUUCAUGGAACACUUUCCAAUUCAAUCUCAAACCUCACACACCUUACCAACAUAGACCUGUCCGAGAAUGAUUUGAGUGGUGCAAUUCCUUCAUCCCUUUUUACACUUCCAUCAUUAGAGGAGAUUUACCUUGAAAACAACCAGUUUAGUAAACUAGAUGAAUUCUUCAAUGUCUCUUCCUUUGUAUUAAACACCCUUGAUUUAAGUAACAAUUAUCUAUUAGGGCCUUUACCAAUAUCUAUCUUCCAACUAAGAUCGCUCACUUUCCUCGAUCUUUCCUUUAACAAGUUCAAUGGGUCAAUUCACCUAGAUAAGUUAUUUCUUAAAGGGAAUCCAAUAAAUGUUGAACCUUCUUCCAUUCCAAAACUAAACACCCUAAAUUUGGUAUCCUGUAACUUGAAAAAGUUCCCUAGUUUCUUGAUAAACCUAUCAACAUUGGCCUUUCUAGACCUUUCAAAUAACCAAAUUCAAGGAGUACUUCCCAAUUGGAUUUGGAAACUACAAAGUCUUAAAAAACUUAACAUUUCACACAAUUUGCUCACAGAAUUGGAAGGGCCUCUAACAAAUCUAACUUCCAUCCACGUGUCCAUGGUUGAUAUUCAUAACAACCUACUACAAGGACCAAUACCUGUUUUCGCUGAAUCUGCUGACUAUUUGGAUUACUCAAUGAAUAAAUUCAGCUCUGUUAUCCCGCAAGAUAUUGGUAUUUACCUAACAUUCACAAUUUUUCUCUCUCUUUCACACAAUAAUUUGCAUGGAAGUAUCCCUGAUUCAUUAUUCGUAGAUCCAAUAAAUCUUAAUGUGCUUGAUCUUUCCUUCAACAACUUUUCUGGAUCAAUUCCCUCAUGUUUAAUGACAAUGACUGAGACCCUUAUGGUAUUAAAUUUGAGGAGGAAUAGUCUGCAAGGCCAAAUACCAGAUAAGUUUUCAACUUUAUGUGUUUUAAAAACUUUGAAACUUAAUGAAAAUUUAUUACAUGGACCAGUUCCCAAUUCUCUUGCCCACUGCUAUGAAUUAGAGGUACUAGACAUCGGAACAAAUCAGAUUGAUGGUCGUUUUCCAUGCUUUCUGCAGAACAUACCAACACUUAGUGUCCUUGUAUUACGGAACAACAAAUUUCAUGGUACCUUGCGGUGUUCAAAAGCAAAAAAUCCAUGGAAAAUGAUUCAAAUUGUGGAUAUUGCUUUCAAUAAUUUUAGUGGUAAACUACCAGAAAAAUAUUUCAGGACCUCGAAAAAAAUGAAGGAUGACGAUGAUAAUGUUGAACCAGACAUUAUCCGCUUUAGGAUAGCUUUUGAUGCAUAUUAUCAGGAAAGUGUCACAGUUAUGAGUAAAGGUCAACAGAUGGAGUUGGUAAAAAUUCGAAAAAUCUUUAAAGCCAUUGAUUUCUCAUCCAAUCACUUUGAAGGACAAAUCCCAGAAGAUCUAAUGGAUUUGAAAGCACUCAUUGUUCUCAACUUGUCAAACAAUGCUUUCUCUAAUGAAAUCCCAUCAACUAUUGGGAACCUGAAACAGUUGGAGUCUUUAGACCUGUCAAAUAACUCUUUGGUUGGUGAAAUUCCUAUGCAACUUGCAAGCUUGUCGUUCCUUUCUUAUUUGAACCUUUCCUUCAAUCAUUUGGUUGGGAAGAUCCCAACAGGUACUCAACUACAAUCAUUUCAAGCUUCUUCCUUUGAAGGAAAUUAUGGGCUAUAUGGUCCUCCCUUGACCGAAAUACCAAAUGGUACAAGGCCGGAUGAGGUGCAUCCACAACCAACAUGUGGAAGGUUAGCCGGUUCAAUUGACUGGAAUUUUUUAAGUGUGGAGUUGGGACUUGUUUUUGGUCUUGGAAUCAUCAUUGGUCCUAUCAUGUUUUGGAAGCAAUGGAGGGUAAGGUACUGGAAAUUUGUGGACAAAAUUCUUUGUUGGAUGUUUUCAAGGAUGUAUCUUGAAUAUGCAACUGACAGAGGACAAACAUACACAGUUUUAAGGUGGGGAUAAAAAUUAAUAGUGCUAGUAAUUGUGAUAAUUAGUAAAAUAUUGUUUUGUAUUUUCAUUGAUGUUGUUCUUUGUGUUUACUUAUAAUUUAUGAUGAUAUGUAUUGGAACUUUGAAGGUACCUUCAAUUUAUGGUAUGAAGUGCAUUGGGUGUUGUGGUGAUAGUGUUUCAUUACAAAUAAAAAGAGAUUAAUUAUGAUGAUGAUUUUGUUUGAGCUUGAUUAUAGAUUA